Molecule: messenger RNA, 831 nt
Organism: Homalodisca vitripennis (glassy-winged sharpshooter)
Lineage: Eukaryota; Metazoa; Arthropoda; Insecta; Hemiptera; Cicadellidae
Product: C-type lectin 37Db-like
Exons: 5
Coding region: 158-769 (203 amino acids)
Biological process (GO): biological process involved in interspecies interaction between organisms
Cellular component (GO): external side of plasma membrane
Molecular function (GO): carbohydrate binding
Source: RefSeq, a predicted model, not a curated record
GUAAUUUUAAAAAAUCUUCAUUCACAAUCUUUCAAGGUACCCUUCUUGAAUACAGAGAAAUAAGAAACACAUUUUUGGAUCACGUCACGAGGAAUUAUAGACCUAUGAAGUAGUCAUUUUGGGCUAUUUUAUAAUCAGGCACAAUUGAAAACUGCUGAUGAUAAACAUUUCUCAUUUUUACACUCUACCUCAAUGCAUUUCCAACGUCGAUUGUGGUGAAAAACUCGCUUGUAUCGACCUAAAAUGUCAAGAUCCAUGUCCUGGACCCUGCCAUGGUAACGUCACCUGUGAGGUCCUUGAUCAUGUACCGUACUGUUCCUGCAAGCCUGGCUUCUCCGGCAGCCCCUUCACUAGCUGUCAGCGAGCUUCACCAGGAAACUGUUCAACAACUGGUAUAAAAGUGUACAAGGUGGAGCGUUUCAUUAAGGUCAACUGGUUUGCUGCGAUAGUUCAUUGCCAGUCACACGGGUGGAGGUUAGCUACAAUAGAUUCCAAGGAGGAGAAUGACUUGAUCAAAGAAGAAAUCCGUAAAACAAGAAUACGAAAUAAUCGGUUCUGGACUUCCGGUACAAAUUAUGCCCAUGGACAUUGGAUCUGGAUGGUUUCUGGGAUGCCCCUGCCAGAGAGUACGGACUGGGAGCCUGGUGAACCUAACAAUGCUGGGGAUGAACACUGUAUCGAGUUCUAUGAGAAGAAUGGAAACGGCUACAUGUGGAAUGAUAGAGGUUGUUUCGAUGAGAUAUAUCCGAUAUGUGAAUCUUUUGAAUAGGAUCAUUAUGAUAAGUCUGCUUUUUAUUUUGGUUAGGAAUUACAAAUUUGUUACCUUUCAAA